Molecule: messenger RNA, 8075 nt
Organism: Vicia villosa (hairy vetch)
Lineage: Eukaryota; Viridiplantae; Streptophyta; Magnoliopsida; Fabales; Fabaceae
Exons: 12
Coding region: 1160-7387 (2075 amino acids)
Molecular function (GO): ADP binding; ATP hydrolysis activity
Source: RefSeq, a predicted model, not a curated record
UUCACAGCCACCGUGAAUCACGGAUUCACGAGGAAACCACCGAGUUCACCAUCCGAGUUACCGCUUCCGUGCAACUCGGUAUCAACAUUACCGUCUAACGGAGUAUGCAACUCGUCAGAACCACCAGAUAAGUUCAAUAAGGCAAUGUGAGUGAAACCCAAUAACCACGACUCUGAACACGUUAUUUGUCAGGAUUGGCUUUUGUGUAUUAUGCUACCUUUAAUCUAUCAAGAAUGGAUGUAGAUCAGAAUGGAGAAGUGAAAACUAUACAAUGCUGUCCCAAAUCAUUUAAUUUUAAAAUACAUUAGAUGCAGAUUUAUCUGUGGUUUCAAACUUUCCUGCUGAUUUACCUGCGUAUUUAAUUGUUGAUAUUUUCUCCGGGUUUACCUGCAGAAUUUCCAUAUAAUCUGUCAGGAAAAUCCGCAAGAAGUAUGUUGCACAUUUUCAAAGAAGUUUCCACAUUAUCUUUAUUAUUAUAUAUGACCCGCCAUUACAAAUUUGCUAUUAUUCACUUAUACUAUUUUCGUCCAUGAUAAAAUAAAAACUUAACUCACCUUUUUUUAUUUUAACUUUCUAUUCAUAUUAUUUUGUUCUACCAAUCACAAUUCUUGUAAUGUGUGGGUACGCGUGCGAGGCAAAGACUUAUGUCCCAGGAACUACUUUUCAAUAAAAACUGGUUUAUGCUUGUGGAAAGGAGAAAACAGAUUGUCCAUAUUAUGAUAUUAAUAAAUAUAAUAAUUCCAGUAGUUGCUUACCCCAAGAGAAAACUAAUAAAUUAAGUUAGACAGUGGGAGCAGCGUCAGUGGUAGAAAAGUUUCCACAUGACUCUAUUUUAAAACAUAUCUUGCAUUUCACCUACUUCAAUCAGUUUUGAAUAUUCAACUUAUCAAGAGAUUCACUUCAAUUUAAUUUGUACUCAUUUCAAAAGUUGCAGUUUCUCUUUAACAAUUGGUUGGUUAAAGAUCAUUUUGUUUCCGCAAGCUGUUUGAAGUCAUUUUAUAUUAGUCUUCUAAGAGUUUAUUUGCCAGUGUUCAGAUUAAUGUCUUAAUAUCAUCCAAAUGUUUCCUUUGUUGCUUUUGCACUCAUCCAAAAAUAGCAUCUUUUACUUUCAGUUUCUGUGCGACUCAAGUCACAAGGAGAGGAGAAGAAAAGAGAAUCAAUGGAAAUUCUAACUUCUGUUGUUGGAAUAGUAGCAGAUUAUACUGUUGUUCCUAUUGGACGUCAAGCAAGUUACUUGAUAUUCUACAAAGCUAAUUUCAAUAUGUUAGCAGAUCAUGUUAAAGAUCUGGAGGCUGCAAGCGAAAGAAUGAUCCAUUUGGUUGAACAAGAAAAAAGAAAUGGUAAAGAAAUUGAAAGACAAGUGCUGAACUGGUUUGAGAUAGUGAACGAGGUCAUUGAAAAGGCAAACCAGCUUCAAAAAGACCCCCGUCGUGCCACUGUUAGGUGCUCAGCAUGGCCGUUCCCUAAUUUGCUUUUGCGUCAUCAACUAAGUAGGAAAGCCACAAAACUUGCAAAAGAUGUUGUUCAAGUUCAAGGAAAAGGGAUUUUUGAUCGAGUUGGUUACCUUCCCGCUCUAGAUGGAGUAGCCUCCUCCAGCUCAACAAGAGGUGAUGAAAAAUAUGAGACAAGGGAGUCACUUAAGCAAGAGAUUAUGAAGGCUUUAACAGACAAUAAUUUACGCAACAUUGGGGUGUAUGGGUUGGGUGGGGUGGGUAAGACCACUCUGUUGGAGGAAAUUUCUGAAAUAGCAAAGCAACAAAAAUUGUUCGAUGAAGUGGUUACAACACAUGUAUCCAAAAAUCCAGACAUGAAAACAAUCCAAGGGGAGAUUGCAGAUCUGUUAGGCUUGCGAUUCGAUGAGGAGACUAUUCUUGGCAGAGCUCAUCGCCUAAGACAGAGAAUCAAGAUGGAGAAAAAUAUCCUUGUCAUUCUAGAUGAUAUAUGGACCAGAAUUGAUUUGAAGAAAGUGGGAAUUCCAUUUGGUAAUGAGCAUAAUGGUUGCAAAUUGUUGAUGACAAGUAGAAAUCAAGAUGUUUUGGUGCAAAUGGAUGUCCCAAAGAAUUUCACUUUCAGACUUGAACUUAUGAGUGAUGAAGAGACAUGGAGCUUGUUUCAAUUUAUGGCUGGUGAUGUGGUUAACAACAGGGAUUUGAAAGAUGUAGCAAUUCAAGUUGCCCAAAAAUGUGCAGGUUUGCCUCUUAGUGUCGUUACGGUAGCACGUGCAAUGAAAAAUAAGAGGGAUGUCCAAUCUUGGAAAGAUGCAUUAAGAAAGUUACAAUGUAAUAAUCACACAGGGAUUGACGCGUUAACUUAUUCCGCUUUGGAAUUGAGUUACAACACACUAGAGAGUGAUGAAAUUAAGGCUCUAUUCUUGCUUUUUGCAUUACUUCGAGGCGGUCAUGUAGAGUAUUCUAUGAAAGUUGCAAUUGGUUUGGACAUGUUAAAGAAUGUUAAUACCAUGGAUGAUGCAAGAAACAAACAUUACAGAAUAAUCAAAUCUUUGGAGGAGACUUGUCUUUUGCUUGAAAGAAAAGCAAAUGGAAAUAUCGAAAUGCAUGACUUUGUUCGUGAUUUUGCUAUCUCCAUAGCCCGCAGAGACAAACAUGCAUUUCUAAGGAAAUUCGCUGAUGAGGAAUGGCCAACCAAUGAUUUUUUAAACCGGUGCACGCAGAUCGUUCUAUAUAGGUGUCAUCAUUUGCACGAGCUUCCUCAAAUGAUUGAUUGUCCAAGCAUUAAGUUUUUCUAUUUGAACAGCAAUAAUCGAUCUUUAGAAAUCUUGGAUGCAUUUUUUGAGGGUAUGAAAAGCCUUACAGUGCUAGAUUUAACAUCUCUGAACUUGCCUUCGUUACCUACUUCGUUUCGGUUCCUAACCAACCUUAAAUCGUUGUGUUUAGAUUUAUGUGUUUUGGAAAAUAUGGAUGCCAUAGAAGCUUUGCAAAAUUUAGAAAUUCUUAGCCUCUGUGAAUCUUCAAUGAUUGAUCUGCCAAGCGAAAUAGGGAGAUUGACUCAAUUGAGAAUGCUUGAUUUGAGUCAUUCAGGAAUAGAAGUAGUCCCGCCCAAUAUCAUAUCAAACUUGACUAAAUUGGAGGAGUUGUACAUGGGCAAUACCUCUAUUAAUUGGAAAGAUGUGAAUUCUACAGAUGUAAAUGCUAGCAUUGCCGAGCUUCGAAAACUACCCAACUUGACAGCUCUAGAAUUACAAAUUCGCGAGACUUGGAUGUUGCCAAGGGACUUGCAAUUGGUGUUUGAGAAGUUGAGAAAAUACAAAAUAGCUAUUGGAGAUAAAUGGGAAUGGUCUGACAUUGAGGACGGAACCUUAAAAACAUUGAUGCUCAAACUUGGUGCCAAUAUACAUUUGGAGCACGGAAUUAAAACAUUGAUUAGAAGUGUUGAGAAUUUGUACUUGGAUGACGUAGAUGGAAUUCAAAAUGUGCUUUUUCAACUAAGUGGGGAAGGAUUUCCAUUGCUAAGACAUCUCCACGUCCAAAAUAAUGCAAACAUAAUGCACAUUGUUGACUCAAAAGAGAGGAAUCAAAUCCAUGUGUCAUUUCCCAUCUUGGAAACACUAGUACUUGAUAAUCUUAAGAACUUAGAGCAUAUAUGUCAUGGUCCACUUUCAAUUUCUUCUUUUGGAAGUCUUGGUGUUAUCAAAGUAAAAAAUUGCAUCCAGUUAAAAUAUCUUCUUUCCUUUACAAUGGUAAAAGAACUUUCCCAUCUUUCUAAGAUUGAAGUUUGCCAGUGCAAUUCUAUGAAGGAGAUAGUGCUCGAAGACAACAAUUCAAGUUCAAAUAAUGAUAGAGCUAAUGAAAAAAUUGAGUUUCUUCAGUUGCGUUCUUUGACUUUAGAACAUUUGGAGACACUUGAUAAUUUCUUCUCUAAUUAUUUGACACACUCCACAAGUAUUCAAAAGUAUCAAGGUUUAGAACCAUAUGUUUCUCCUCCAUUUUUCAAUGCUCAGGUUGCAUUUUGUAAUUUGGACACCCUUGAAUUGAGGUCACUUAAUUUGAGUAAAAUUUGGGAUGACAAUCAUUAUUCUAUGUACAACUUGACUAGCUUGAUUUUGGAGAAUUGUGGCGGGUUGAAGUACUUGUUUUCUUCUACUGUGGUUGGAAGUUUUAAGAACCUCAAACACCUUGAAAUACGCAACUGUCCUUUGAUGGAGGAGAUAAUAGUUAAAGAAGAGAGAAACAAUGCAUUGAAUAAGGUUCCUUUUUUCAAGUUAGAGAAAAUAAUAUUGAAGGACAUGGACAACUUGAAGACAAUAUGGCACCACCAGUUUCAGUCAUUGAAGUCCUUGGAAAUCAACAAUUGUGAGAAAAUUGUGAUAGUUUUUCCUUCUUCAAUUCAAAAAACUUAUAAUAAGCUAGAGAUGUUAGAAGUUACAAAUUGUGCUUUGGUGGAAGAGAUAUUUGAAUUGACUAUCAGCUGUGUAGAGGAUACAACACAUUUGAAGGAAGUUACUAUAGAUGGAUUGCCGAAGUUGAAAAAGAUAUGGAGCGGAGAUCCUCAAGGAAUUCUUAGUUUUCAAAAUCUAAAAUAUAUUCAUCUAAAGGGUUGUGAAAGUUUGGAGUAUCUAUUACCACAUUCUGUAGCCACUCGUUGUUCACAUCUCGAAGAAGUUACGAUAAACGAUUGUGCAAGCAUGAGUGAAAUUGUUGCAGAGGAGAAAGAAUCUAGAUUGUGUGCUGCUCCCAUAUUUGAGUUUAGUCAAUUGGUUACUCUAGUGCUUUGGAACUCAUGCAGACUCAAGGGUUUUUAUGCUGGAAAGCAUACUUUAUCAUGUCCAUCUUUGAAGAAAAUCGAUGUUUCGAAAUGUUCAUCUUUGAAUUUGUUUAGAACUCUUUCAACAAGCAGCUCUAUAAGUAGUUUUCAAUAUGACAAACUCUCAGUCAUAACUCAACAGCCACCUUUCAUUGCUGAAGAGGUGAUUCCAAACUUGGAGGAGUUGAGGAUAGGACAAAAGGAUGCUGUCAUGAUAUUGCAAGCCCAACACUCAACUGCCCUCUUUACCAAACUGUCAUUUCUUGGUUUGGGGAUGUAUAACAAUGAAGAGGCUAUAUUUCCUUAUUGGUUUCUUAUCAAUGUGCAUACUCUUGAGUGGUUAGUUAUUGAGUUGAGUUGCUUCAAGAAGAUAUUUCCAGAUGAAAGACAAAUAAUUGAGAAGACUAGUGCACGAAUCAAAAAGCUGACAUUGAGUUUAUUACAUAAACUUGAACAUAUAUGUGACGAAGGAUCUCAAAUUGACCCAGUUCUUGAGUUCCUUGAAUGCUUAUGGGUUUUUGGCUGUUCUUGUCUGACAAAUCUGUUGCCUUCCUCUGCCACCCUCAAUCAUCUGGAUUAUCUAGAGAUAACAUGUUGCGAUGGGCUAAAAAGUUUAAUUACAACUUCUACAGCCCAAAGUUUGGUCAAACUCACAACACUUAAGGUAAAAGACUGUAAAUCACUUGAAGAAGUAAUUACCGGAGUAGAUAAUGUUGACAUUGUAUUUAUUAGUUUGGAAGUUUUGAUGUUGGAAUGUUUGCCAAGCUUCAAGAAAUUUUGCUCUAGUAAGUGCUUCUUGAAGUUUCCAUUGUUGAAGGAAGUAAUUGUGAGAGAAUGUCCUUACAUGAAGGUAUUUUCAGAGGGAAACACAAGUACACCAAAUCUUCGAAAAAUUAAAAUUGCAGACAAUAAAGAAGAAUGGUUUUGGAAGGGAAACCUUAAUGAUACAAUAAACAAAAUGUUUGAAGAUAAGGUUGCAUUUUCUAAAUUCAAAUAUUUAGCCUUAUCCGACCACCCUGAGUUAAAGGAUUUGUGGUAUGGUCAAGUUGAUCAUCAGAAUGUAUUUGGCAAUCUGAAACAUCUAGUGGUGCAAAGAUGUGAUUUCUUAUCACAUGUACUUUUUCCUUCAAAUGUUGUUCAUGUGCUACAUGGAUUGGAGAAACUAGAGGUAAACGACUGUGAUUCAUUAGAAGUCAUAUUUGAUGUGAAAGGAAUGAAGUCUAAUGAAUUAAUAUUGAUAAAACAAUACAGUCAAUUGAAAACAUUGACUUUGUCCUGCUUACCAAACUUAAAGCACAUAUGGAACGAGGAUCCUCACGAAAUUAUGAACUUUGGAAACCUAUGCUCGGUGGUUAUUUCUUCGUGCCAAAGAUUGUUAUAUAUCUUUUCAUUGUUACUAUGCCAAGAUCUUGGAAAUCUUGAAAUGCUUAAGAUACGGUCUUGCGGAGUCGAGGAUAUUGUUGCAAUGAAAGAAGGAUCAAUGGAAAUCAGUUUUAAUUUUCCCCAACUAAAUACACUGGCACUUCAUUGUUUGUCAAAUCUAAAGAGUUUCUAUCAAGGAAAACAUACUUUAGAGUGCCCUUCACUGAAGACUUUGAAUGUAUAUCGUUGUGAAACAUUAAGAAUGUUUUCCUUCAACAAUUUAGACUUGCAACAACCUGAUGAAAAUUCUCAACAAGCUAUUUUUUCUAUGGAAAAGCUAAGCACAAACUUGGAGGAUUUGUCAAUAAAUGCAAAGGAUGCCUUUAGAAUGUUGAAUGAUUACUGUCAAGAAAAUAUCUUUCCUAAAAUACAACAUCUUCGUUUGCAAUGUUUCGAUGAAACUCCAGCUAUUUUUCUCAAUGAUUUCCAUGCAACAUUUCCUAAUCUAAAAACUCUUACACUGUGGAAUUGUUCCUUUAAAAUAUCAUUCCCUUCAAAAGGAACUCCUCACAAUCUCAAUGACAAACUUUCUAAGCAAAUAAAAGUGUUGUGGCUUUAUGAAAUGGAAAAGAUCAGGUAUAUUUGGCAUGAAGAAUUUUCGUUGGAUCUUGAAGGUUUAUGUGUACAUAGCUGUCCAAGUUUGAUAAGCUUGGUACCAUCGUCAACAUCUUUCACAAAUAUAAUCUAUUUGAUUGUGGAUGAUUGCAAAGAGCUGAUUUACUUGAUAACAUCUUCAACAGCGAAAAGCUUAGUUCAGCUUACAGAAUUAAAAAUAACGAAUUGUAAGAAGGUUUUGGAUGUUGUGAAGAUUGAUGAUGUAAAAACAGAGGAAGACAUCAUAUUUAAAAAGUUGAAAAAUUUGGUAUUAACUUCUCUGUUAAGUUUAAGAAGCUUCUCCAAUGGGAAACAGCCAUUCAUAUUCCCAUCUUUGGUGCUUAUCUCUGUUGAAGGAUGUCCUCAAAUGAAGAAUUUCUCAUUAGGAGUUACAGAAGCACCACACCUAACAGGAAUUGAAGUUGAAGACAAAAAUAUACGAUGGAAAGGUGAUCUUAACACAACUAUUGAACAAUUGUUCAUAGAAAAGGAAGCCCCCCAUUGUAAUAGGACCAUCAUAUCAUCAUAUUUGCAAGAUGAUGAGAUUGCAUGCGAAGAUGAUGUUCAGGUCGCAUGCGAAGAUGGUAUCAAUGCAGAUGCUAAGGAGUGAUCGACAAAGCUGUAACAGCGUAGUAUAUUUUCGGGGUGUGAAUUACAAUGCUCACACUAUCUUUAAUGGCAAGAAAUACAGAUCCAUAUUUUUUCAGACUAUCUUCAACUUUGAUCACAUCAUUCUCUACUAUCUCUUUGGUCAUCCCUAACUAUGGAAAUACUUUACUUGCCGCAUCUCGUAUGAGAUUUUUGUUAUUUAUUUAUCAUAGUUUUAUUUUAUGAAAAAAAGAGUUUAGUUAAUAUAAAAUAGUCUAAUUUUAUACUCCAUUCUUCCCAUUUCUUAUAUUUUUAUUGCUUUUGCAAUUUUAAAAUAGCUUUACAUAUAUUCAUGUAAACUGGUUAGAAAAAUGGGUCUUCAAUGUAUCUGUUGUUAUGCCAUUUGUAAAGAAUAACAAAAAAAAAUUGUUUUUACUGUUGAGUCAGAUUUUACAACUCAAAUUUAUGUUUUGAACAAAUGUUUUUCAUCUUUGUUAUUCUCAAGGUUAUACUCCAUGAUAGUAGAGAAUGGUUUAACAAAGGUUUUUGAUAGUUUGAGAACUGUCUCAAAUUUUUUUGAGAGGCUCUAUGUAAAAAAAGUUGAAGUUAUCUUCACUUAAGUAGUGCAUUUUUUGAGAGACUAUAUUUAACCUUAAAUAAAUUAAAUGUGGUAUAUGUGAACGAAGAUCCUCUUUACCAUAGGUUAACAA